Somion occarium is the source of this 1240-nucleotide messenger RNA. The record is from the annotation of a GenBank genome assembly. Lineage: Eukaryota; Fungi; Basidiomycota; Agaricomycetes; Polyporales; Cerrenaceae.
ACCGCUGUCUCACUCCGUUGUUCUGACCUUCGGGAUUAAGUUAACUCAGAUUGCCAGUUGCGGAUUCUCAUAGCAUUCGAGGUCUAGACUGAUAAGCUUAUGGCGUCGUUAUCUGGGAAGUUCGUCAAGGUGUCAUUGCCCAAGCCGCAUGUUGCUCUGGUAGAGCUGUCUCGGGCUCCCGUCAAUGCAGUCAAUAGCGCAUUCUGGCUUGAGUUUGACCAGAUAGUCGAAAAGAUUGGUCAAGAGACCGAUAUCAGAGUGGUUGUUCUAGCAUCUUCACUGCCCAAAUUCUUCACAGCAGGCAUUGACUGGCACGAUUCAGUAACCUCGAUCCAGGACUUUGAGAAUUAUGAUAAGGAUCCAGCGAGACGUGCUCUUCAGAUUCGCAGUUCCAUCUUAGCUUUCCAACGCGCCAUCUCCGCUACAGAGAGAUGCCCGGUACCUGUGAUCGCAGCCGUACAUGGCAUCGCCCUAGGUCUAGCUAUUGAUAUGAUUACCGCUUGCGAUAUUCGGUAUGCUGCUGCAAAUACCACAUUCUCUAUCAAGGAAGUUGAUGUUGGUCUGGCUGCGGACAUAGGCACCCUCGCUCGUCUACCCAAAGUUACAGGGAACCAGAGCCUUAUAAAUGAACUCACAUAUACCUCUCGCAAUUUCUCUGCCGCCGAAGCAAAGGAGAUAGGAUUGAUCUCCAAAAUUGUGGAUGGUGGCAGGGAGGAGGUUAUCGAAGAGGCUUUGAAACUUGCAGAAGUCAUUGCAAGCAAGAGUCCUAUUGCUGUAACUGGUAGCAAACACAUGCUCCUGCAUUCAAGAGAUCACAGCGUUGAAGAUAAUUUGCAGUAUGUAGCAUCGUGGAAUGGUGGCAUGUUGCAGACUUCGGAUCUCAAAUCCUCAGUCCAGGCAGCUCUCACUAAGAAGAAAGCUACCUACGUGCCACUUGGAAAACCAUUCUCGAAACUCUGAUGGCCGCCAUCAAGGACGUGAAAUGUCUGUUUCGUGCCGCAGGAUAGUGAAAGGGUGCUAGAGACCCCUCCCGAAUUCACAUCGUACCUGUACCGAUCUCUCGUCUGACGUGUAUAUUUAGUCGGAUUGUACCUUUAGAUGCCAUAAGUACCAACUAGAAGGCGGGAUCUACGUAAUACGCUCAUGCCAUUAGUUCCUGAAUCCCGAUAGCUUUUGGUUCACUCGGUAUGGGUGUGGAGUUCUAGAUCUGGAAGAUACGAAAUGAAGAAAACAUGGAAGU